AUUUGGGCUGGUAUCUCAAACUGAGAAGAAGCCUAAUUUAAAGUCUAAACAGUAAACUCCAAACUUGCAUGUGUUUGCAGUUAGAAUGCGGUACUGUAAUAGAACUGGGACUGAAAGUCUGAACUCUGAAAUCCAACGGCGUCCGCUCUUGUAGUAAAAGCUAUAGUUAUUAUAUCUCUUCGUCGAAUUUCAAAUGCUUUCAAAGACCAGGAUUUUGGUGAACUCAUCGCCUUGCUAUUUUGCAUUACUUCAGAAACUUCACUGUCAUCAGCACUCGCUAGCUUCCAACCCGGCGCCAAAUUAUGCGGAGCUUUUAAAUUCCUGCAUCGCUGGGAAGGCGAUUGAGCGAGGCAGGCAGCUACACGCUCGUCUGUGCCUUACUGGGCUUGGCUACAACACCUUCUUGGCCACGAAACUAGUCAAUCUUUACUGUGUUUGUGACCAUGUAAGUGUUGCACACCAACUGUUUGAUAAAAUCUCCAAAGGUAAUCUCUUUCUCUGGAACGUUUUGAUUCGUGGGUACGCGUGGAAUGGUCCUUAUGAGGUUGCCAUAUCUUUAUAUUUCCAGCUGCUCAAGCACGGCCAUGUUCCCGAUAACUUUACAUUUCCUUUCGUGCUGAAGGCGUGCUCAGCCCUCUCUGGUAUUGAUGUCGGGAGGGACAUUCAUGGGCAAGUGGUGAGCACCGGGUGGGAAAGAGAUGUUUUUGUUAGUGCCGCCCUCAUUGACAUGUAUGCAAAAAGUGGUUGUGUUGAGAGUUCAAGAAAAACAUUUGAUAAUGUUGUUCAGAGGGAUGUUGUCGUUUGGAACUCAAUGCUCGCUGCUUAUUCCCAGAAUGGGUGUCCGGAUGAGUGCCUAUCUUUAUGCAGUGAGAUGGCUUAUUCUGGCGUUGGGCCAACUGAUGCCACUUUAGUGACUUCCAUUUCGGCCGCUGCGGACAUAGCUGCACUUCAACAAGGGAGGGAGCUUCAUGCCUACAGCUUCAGACAUGGCUAUUGCUCUCAGGACAAGGUGAUGACUGCUCUUGUGGAUAUGUAUGCCAAGAGUGGUCACGUGAAGCUUGCUAGGAUGUUAUUUGAAGCACUUUCAGAGAAAAGGGUCGUUUCUUGGAAUGCUAUGAUCACUGGAUAUUCAAUGCAUGGCCAUGCUAAUGCAGCGCUUCAUAUGUUUAAUUGGAUGAUUCGUGGAGCCUGCCCAGACCACAUUACUUUUGUCGGAGUUUUAUCGGCUUGUAAGCAUGGAGGGAUGCUGGAUGAGGCGAAGAUGUAUUUUGAACAGAUGACCGGGAUUUAUGGUAUUGAACCAUCUGUUCAGCAUUAUACUUGCAUGGUUGAUCUCCUUGGUCACCGUGGACGGCUGGAUGAAGCUUAUGGACUUAUAACACAGAUGAAAGUCGUCCCAGAUUCUGGUGUGUGGGGCGCAUUGCUUAAUUCGUGCAAAAUUCAAGGAAAUGUGGAGUUAGCAGAACUCGCUUUGGAGAAGUUAAUCGAGCUGGAACCAAACGAUGCGGGAAAUUACGUGAUAUUAUCAAACAUGUAUGCCCAAGCAGGCAGGUGGGAGGGAGUUGCUAAGCUAAGAAAACUAAUGACUGACAAAGGAUUAAAGAAAAGCACUGCUUGUAGCUGGAUUGAAGUUAAAAGUAAAGUACACGCUUUUCUCUCUGGAGAUACAUCACAUCCAUUGUCCAAUGAAAUUUAUGAAGAGCUAAAAAGUUUGGAAGCAAGGAUGGUGCAGGCUGGUUAUAAUCCAAAUACUUCAGCUGUUUUUCAUGAUGUGGAUGACGAUGAAAAGACUAGAAUGCUUUCCUGCCACAGUGAAAGGCUAGCAAUUGUGUUUGGGAUUAUUAGUACACCACCGGGGACCAAUCUCUUGAUCACUAAGAACCUACGGAUUUGUGAAGAUUGCCAUGUUGCAAUUAAAUUUAUAUCGAAAAUCACAGAUAGACAGAUUACUAUCAGAGAUGUGAACCGCUAUCAUCAUUUCAAAGAUGGCAUCUGUUCUUGUGGUGAUUACUGGUAACCUGAGGAUCAAGAAAAUAAGAGUUUGGAAUUAAUUGCUCCAUGAGAAAUGUAAGUAAACUUAGAUACUACCUCCAUCUCACUAACAUUCAAACAUGAGAAAGUGGUGCGAUUAUUAAGAACUAUGGGUUUCUGUGGUUGAUAUUGAAUUGAUGAAAUAAGAAUGAUUUAGAAGCAUACAAACUUUACCAAAUUUGGUAUAAGACAAUUUUAGCGGGACCAAAAUAAUGAAGGAGUAAAAUAAUGAAACACUAAUUCAUAAGUGUACACUUGAAAUUCUGGAUUCCCAACUAAUCAUGAUUUUUUGUAUUGAUUGUAGUAGCCACAUGGUUGUGUUAAAAUUAUGCUACGUAGUAAGCCACUGUGUUUCUAUUACGGAGUAUUUUUUUAAAACAAUUUUUUGAGUUAGUUGAUCUCCCUAUGGAUGGCUAAGUUGCCCAGAUUUUCAAAGAUUGCUAUCACUGCUUCAAACUAAUGAACUCUUUCAUAAUAUAUUGGAUGGUGGGGUUGCCUUUUUUCUAUUUUCAGCUUUUCCAAGUCUCAUAACUGCUUUAAAGUUAAGAGGUCAUAAAUCAUCUACAUGAUGUUGGGGUUGUCUUUUUCUAUUUCCACAUAUUUUGAGUGGCUUUAACAAGAAAGUCAACUGAAAGGAUGUUUGUUAAUCCAUGGCAGCUCAGCUAUUGACAUGAUCGGAUUAUCCAGCUGGAGUGAUUUUACUCCUCAAAUAAUAUUUUUUGUUCGAACCUUACACAUGAAAUAUCCUAGAAAUUGUGGGCCACAUUUGGGCAAACUGAAUUACUGAUAUGAUCAAUUCAGACUGCCAAGACUGGUUGGUAGCACCUAAUAAGUCAUAAGCUUUACUAUCCAUUACUUAACUACUCAAGACCCCUGUUGCCUUUUCUCCUUCAUAAAUCCAUUUAAAAAAGAAUAAAAAUUAUUAUGGCAGUGGGAAUAUCCAUACCUAAUGAACUCGGCCAUUAUAAUGGCAGCAUAACUUCAUUUGUCGUGUUAUCCUGUAUGAUGGCUGCCAUGAGAGGUGUUAUCUUUGGUUAUGAUAUUGGAAUCUCAGGUGGAGUGACCUCAAUGGAACCCUUUCAGAAAAAGUUCUUCUGCGAUGUGUAUACUAAGAUGAAGAAAAACACUGAGGUCAGUAACUACUGCAAAUUUGACAGUCAACUCUUGACGGCUUUCUCAUCCUCACUGUAUGUAGCUGGUCUAUUUGCUUCCUUGUUGGCGUCAUUGGUAACCGGCGCCUUCGGACGAACACCAUCAAUCCUAAUCGGCGGAGUUGCUUUCCUAGCUGGCACAGCCCUCGGUGGCGUGGCCUUGAAUAUUUACAUGCUGAUUCUCGGCAGAGUUUUGCUUGGCAUAGGAGUUGGUUUUGCCAAUCAGGCAGUUCCAUUGUAUCUAUCAGAAAUGGCACCAGCCAAGUACAGAGGACGAAUCAACAAUGGCUUCCAGCUGAGUGUAGGCAUUGGGGUCUUAAUUGCAAGCCUCAUUAAUUAUGGGACUGAAAAGAUCAGAGAAGGUUGGGGAUGGAGAAUCUCUCUAUCACUAGCUUCAGUUCCUGCAUUUUCCCUAACAUUAAGUGGCCUUUUCCUCCCAGAAACACCCAACAGUCUAAUUCAUCGAUUCCAUGAUCAUGAGAAAGCCAACAAGAUGCUGAAGAGAAUAAGAGGCACAAAUGACGUCCAGGCAGAGUUGGAUGAUCUCAUUGCAGCUAGCGAGCUUUCAAAAACAGUAAAAAACCCCUUCAUGAACAUCACACAGAGAAGAUAUAGGCCUCAUUUAAUAAUGUCAAUCAUGAUCCCUUUCUUCCAACAAGUGACCGGUAUAAAUGUGGUAGCUUUCUAUGCUCCAGUCCUGUUUAGGAUAAUUGGCUUAGGUGAAAGUGCUUCACUCAUGUCAUCGGUUGUGAUCGGGGCAGUUGGAAUGGCCACAACUUUUGCUUCAAUGCUGAUUGUCGACAAACUUGGGAGAAGACGGCUUUUGAUCAUCGGGGGAAUAGUAAUGUUUUUCACACAAAUGACUGUAGGGGGGUAGUUAUGGGUGCUAAGUUGGGGAACCACGGAGGUGUAAGCAAAGACUGGGCAGUUGUGGUUUUGUUACUAAUAUGCGGUUAUGUUGCAGGGUUUGGGUUGUCAUGGGGGCCUUUGGGAUGGCUGAUUCCAAGUGAGAUCUUUCCACUGGAGAUCAGAUCAGCUGGACAAAGCAUCACGGUGGCUGUGAGCUUUCUAUUCACCUUCUUGGUUGGUCAAAACCUGUUGACAAUGCUUUGCCACUUCAAGUGUGGGAUUUUCUUCUUCUUUGGUGGGUGGGUUGCUGUUAUGACUGCCUUUGUGUACUUCUUGUUGCCUGAGACAAAAAGUAUACCUAUUGAGAAAAUGGAUAGGGUUUGGAGAGGGCACUGGUUCUGGAAGAAAUUUGUUGAAGAGGUCCUGUAGUACUAAAUUACUAUUACUCUGGAGAAUUGUAUAUAUGAGAAUCUAUGCCUUUUGGCUGUUCUUGUUUGCUCUUUGCCUAUUUAUUCUACUAGUAAAUGUCAAAGAAAAAUAUAUGCAUCUAUUGUAAUUUAUAUAGAAAUUGCUCUAAAUAGGAGCAAAAACGUUUUGAAAUUCCAAAAUAAGAGUAUCAUGUUUUUUAUUCCCUAAAUUAGGGAAUUCACCCUAAUUUAUACCGUUCCUCAAAGGUCGC
This is a messenger RNA of Cuscuta europaea, 4710 nucleotides long. Lineage: Eukaryota; Viridiplantae; Streptophyta; Magnoliopsida; Solanales; Convolvulaceae. The record is from the annotation of a GenBank genome assembly.